This is a messenger RNA of Penicillium longicatenatum, 465 nucleotides long. RefSeq lists its product as uncharacterized. The coding region runs from base 1 to 465 and encodes 154 amino acids. The transcript has 3 exons. NCBI's taxonomy places the organism in Eukaryota, Fungi, Ascomycota, Eurotiomycetes, Eurotiales, Aspergillaceae. The record is from RefSeq and is a predicted model, not a curated record.
AUGAAGAUCUCCGCCGCAAUCAUUACCUCUGCCCUUGUGGCUAGUGCCACUGCCUUUGACAAAUGGCAGCCAUGGGGAAAACGUGAUUACUCCUGCUUGAACAUCUACCAAGGCAUUCCCGAUAACUCUACCCUCUCCCCUGGCCAAACAGUGUCUCUGCAUUUCAACCGUGCGCCCACAACGCACUGCCCUGACCCGCUGGCGAAGUAUCCGACUGGCACAUACGGAGUGUGGUUGUACAACAACCCUGUACGAGACCGCGAUACGAUCUCUUUUGCGCAAUCUAUCAAGAUUGAGCAAGGGAUUAAUACUACGUGCGGUCACAUUUAUGUCAAAAUUCCUGCGAAAUUGCCGUCCGUUCAGCAUGGGGAUCUUUGGUAUUUGCGGUUGGAUACUUCCUUGGACACGGCGCCACAGAUGCCGACUGUGUACAACGCUGCUGGGCCGUUUAGUAUCACGGCUUAA